Molecule: messenger RNA, 1183 nt
Organism: Neohortaea acidophila
Lineage: Eukaryota; Fungi; Ascomycota; Dothideomycetes; Mycosphaerellales; Teratosphaeriaceae
Exons: 1
Coding region: 115-1005 (296 amino acids)
Cellular component (GO): cytoplasm; nucleus
Molecular function (GO): RNA polymerase II CTD heptapeptide repeat phosphatase activity; RNA polymerase core enzyme binding
Source: RefSeq, a predicted model, not a curated record
CUCCGCCACACAUGACGUUCACGUGCGGCGCCAUUGGCCGAAGUUUAUUUGAACCUCCAGCCCUGCAGCUUCCAUCCACCGACGGCCAUUUCGACACCGUCUUCUUCCCACAACAUGGCCGGCACAAUAUCAGCAAAGGGGAUCCUGAAACAACCAUCAACACAGAGCACUCCAUCCAUCUCGGACGAGCAAAAAGCAAAAGCCGACCGAGACAGACGAAACCUAGGCAUCGCCCUCUUCCACGCCAACAAGAUCCGGGCCCAAAAGGAUGUAGAAGCGACAAUUCUAACCAAUAUCGAGACACUACUCGAAUACCCGCCGCAGACACCUUUCACAUCAGCCCAGGCGUCCACUUUCGUCCAGCUACUCGCUCCCUUCCAACCCUCCGACUUCGACAGCUUGGUUGAGGAACGGACGCUCGAUGGCAAAUGCGGCUAUGCUCUGUGCUCCAACGCCCCGCGCUCCAAAAGCAUGGGCAGCAAUGCGGCGUGGAGAUUGAAAGGCCAUGGAGCACAAGAUUACUGCAGUAACGAGUGCCUUCGCAAAGCGCUGCAUGUGAAGAUGCAGCUGAGUGAAGUGCCUGCUUGGGAUCGGGAGCUCGGACGGGAUCCUGACAUUGUGUUACCAGAAACCGAUAGACCGCCGACGACUCAUGCUACUUCUGAAAGCCGGCAGCGGUGGCAUCAGUCAUCGGUGAACGAUGAUGAGCUGGCGUCGGAACGAGGCGAGAAGGCGAGAGGCUUCAGACCCACUCAGGUCAUGGCUGACACUAUUGUGGAGAAGAAGACGACUUCACCAAAGCCUUCGGAGCCUAUCUCGCCCGCGCUUGCAACACCGCAUGACUCUAUCGAAGGCUACAUACCCGUCCAAGCCACUAAGAAGGUGCAACCGACUGAGCGUCGCACCACCUUUGCCAGCGAUGUGGUCGUGCCGAGACCCAAUAUCCCAGAGACUGACGAAGAGGCAUCAUGGAAGGCGCUCUUCGAGAACAUGUCUAUACGUUGAGACAGCACUACCCUUUGAGGACAGAUAUUCCACAGUUACAACCAGUCAUUCCAGCUCGUGAUGAGCAUGGCGAUCUACCGGGAGAUACCUGCUGCCUAAUAAGCCAGCGGGUGAAUACUAUCUCAAAAACUGAAAGAGCCGACCAAUGCGGCUAAUUUCAUGACCACCAAUAUCCAUC